Molecule: messenger RNA, 522 nt
Organism: Salmo salar (Atlantic salmon)
Lineage: Eukaryota; Metazoa; Chordata; Actinopteri; Salmoniformes; Salmonidae
Source: RefSeq, a predicted model, not a curated record
AUGACAAUAAAGCCAAUCAAUUGCCUCACCCUGUCACCAUCACUGGCCCUGCCUCACCCUGUCACCAUCACUGGCCCUGCCUCACCCUGUCACCAUCACUGGCCCUGCCUCACCCUGUCACCAUCACUGGCCCUACCUCACCCUGUCACCAUCACUGGCCCUGCCUCACCCUGUCACCAUCACUGGCCCUGCCUCACCCUGUCACCAUCACUGGCCCUGCCUCACCCUGUCACCAUCACUGGCCCUACCUCACCCUGUCACCAUCACUGGCCCUGCCUCACCCUGUCACCAUCACUGGCCCUGCCUCACCCUGUCACCAUCACUGGCCCUGCCUCACCCUGUCACCAUCACUGGCCCUGCCUCACCCUGUCACCAUCACUGGCCCUGCCUCACCCUGUCACCAUCACUGGCCCUGCCUCACCCUGUCACCAUCACUGGCCCUGCCUCACCCUGUCACCAUCACUGGCCCUGCCUCACCCUGUCACCAUCACUGGCCCUGCCUCACCCUCUCAUCAUCACUGA